This is a messenger RNA of Klebsormidium nitens, 627 nucleotides long. The record is from the annotation of a GenBank genome assembly. NCBI's taxonomy places the organism in Eukaryota, Viridiplantae, Streptophyta, Klebsormidiophyceae, Klebsormidiales, Klebsormidiaceae.
AUGGCUACAGGCACCCCCGUGCAACGUCAGCUCGUGGUGCUGGCUGCAGCAGUAGUGGCGUCAUUCUGGGUGCUCAACGCUCAGCCCGCGCUAGCGUACCGCACGCUCAGGCCCUCGCCCGGGCUUGACGACCAAAGUACUGACAUGCUGGGAAACAUUGUCAACCAUUACGCGUGCGGGUUCUACGACACCGCAGACCCUAGGGACGGCGGGUUUGCGCACCAGCCGUGCUAUGGAGCUGACAGGGCCAUCCAGUUUUGCUGCCUCUCUGGAAGCUCCAAGUGCUCCUGCCCGGCUGCGGCUGGAUAUACCAUGGGAUGCUUCAACUACGAGGACGGCCACAGCCUCAACGCCAACACCGGCGAAGAGUGCGGCUACUUCCUCCCAAACGAGGCGCCUCCGACCUCCGUGCGCCGUUUCCUAGCAGCUUGCCAAUGCCCACAAGAAGACCUGUGCGGAAACCCCUUGGUUCAGAGUAACCCCGGGUCGAACCUGAGGUGCAACCCUAACGGAGGGCCGCCGGCGGAUGCCUGCAACUAUGACAAGCGCAACGGGCAACUGAGAGGGGAUUCGAACUCGACGGGGUGCUGCCCCAACAUAGGUCCGUGCGGUAGCGGUAGUCAGUAA